Molecule: messenger RNA, 3963 nt
Organism: Sclerotinia trifoliorum
Lineage: Eukaryota; Fungi; Ascomycota; Leotiomycetes; Helotiales; Sclerotiniaceae
Source: the annotation of a GenBank genome assembly
CGUACGACACAACGAUCAACAGAUUCCCUCGAGUCCUAAAAACACUUUCGAAAGUUUCGCUUGCGAGUAUCGAUGAUAUACGGACAUUUUCAUUUCUGAGACUCGGUGCGGUGUGCGACAUCCAUCGCAAUAUGUUCAAUGACAGAGGUGAGACUAAUCCACGUGUAAGACGUAUAUUUCUAUAUGUUAGCUAUAUGAAGGUUCUGACGUUAUCAAAGCAGAAAUUUGAGAGCAUAUCCUAUCGAAUUGGACAAUAAUAAGGGGUUGAUUCGGCUUGAGGCCUGUCAAUGGGCACUUCGUCGUCUCGCAAUUUUGAGCCCUGCCAACACACUUUUAUAUCGAAGCAUUCCAGAGAAGUCACAGGGUGUAGACCUCCCGACAUGGCAACCACGAUGGAUGCCCAGAUAAGUCAACAAGAUGACUUGGGUCACGAUACAUUGAUGGGAUUUCAAGAAUUAGAUUCCCACCUUGCUAUAUUUGAGUCUACGGAGAACGCAAGAGAUUCAUCCACCCCUGAUACUAUUUCUACUCCUGGCUUCGACCCAACCAUCGAUACCAUUGAAUCACAACCAGCUUUUGAAACCUUUGAGCAUACUAUCAUCGUUGACAGCUCUAUUGGUCAUUUUCAACCUGAUGUCAAAUCCCGUGCAAGGGUUAUCAAGAAUCUCAAACCUAGUACGGACGUCAAUAAAAAGUACGUGUUAAUCGACCAUCCCGUUUUGGCUUGUGGGGUCCCGAAUGAGCCGUUGGCUUUUUUAUUGACCUUUUAUAGAGCUGCAGGUCAAUCCAAAUACGCCUCUGAUGGCAACAUAAUCCUGAAGCCCGAAAGCGCUCGAGAUUCUUUAGCCUCUUCAAUGACUACAGAUCACGACGACGGUACCUCAUCACUGUCCUCACUGUCAAGCCACCCUAAUUCUCCAGCAUAUGUCGAUAAGCAUUUCGGAGAGGUUACAAAAAUAUCAUCCUUGGAUGAAAAUAGACAGAAAUAUAAUGUACGUCCGAAAGAAUCGAUACCCACGGAUAUUCACCCAGCGGAAUAUGCCAGACAGUGCAUCGCAGCAGCAGAAUCAUCACGGCUCAGUCCAUACACUUUGCAUCCAGAGGAGUAUCAUUUGUUACGUAGGCAUAUAAGCCAUCAGCAGGUCACGACGUAUCUUAAUAUCAGAAAUGGAAUCCUCAGGCUUUGGACCCGCAAUCCGUCAAUACAUGUAAUGAGAGAUGAAGCUAUUGGAUGUGCAAGAGAUGUUCGUUGGUUUGAAGCUGCUCGGAUAUGCCACGAAUGGUUGGCUCGGCGCGGUUAUAUCAACUACGGUUGUCUCGAAAACCCGGAAUCCAAAAUAGAUAAAAGCGAGAUGCGAAGUACCGGACGAAAUAGGCGAACUAUUGCCGUCAUUGGAGCUGGCAUGUCUGGCUUAGGCUGUGCUAGACAGUUAGAAAGCCUCUUCGCCCAAUUCGAAGAUCGUUUUCAUGAAAUGGGUGAGGAAUUACCCCACGUAGUCAUAAUAGAAGGCAGAGACCGAGUUGGUGGGAGAGUAUAUUCUCGGCAAUACGAAUCGCGACCAGAAUAUCCAACCCUAAUUCCUGGCAGUCGAUAUACUGCAGAAAUGGGCGGUAUGAUUAUUACAGGGUUUGAUCGUGGCAAUCCGCUAAACGUUAUUGUAAGAGGACAACUUGCGCUGCCUUAUCAUCCAUUGAAGCCAGAUACUACGAUAUAUGAUGAUGGUCGCCCGGUUGACCUCGAACGCGAUCAGCAUGCCGAAAAGCUUUUCAAUUAUAUCCUCGACCGCGUUGGCGAGUACAAGUUUAAAAUUCCACCACCGCCUCUCAUCGAUGGUGAUAGAGACCAUCUAGAUGCGGGACGCGAUGGCAAUGGGGAUGGAUCUCGAACAAUUAGCGAGGUUGAGAAUAGAGCCAGUUUUGCCACGCAGUCUGUUGCAAGUGAGAAAUCAUCUACUCUCGAACAAAUGGUGCCAGUGGCAUCAGACAGGCUCACCGGAAGAGCUCAUUUGGAGCCCGGGAUUCCAGCUGUGCAUACUGCUGCUUACAAAGCCCGCGAGAUUGGAUGGAAGCUUAGAGAUGGUGUUGGCAUUGAAUUUGAUCUAGACCUUGAACGACCGACGAGUAAAGAGAAUGCUACACUUGGGUCAGUAUUUGAUGACGCUAUUCGGCAGUAUAUGAGGAUGAUUGAUUUUACUCCGCUUGAUCUCAGGCUCAUUAAUUGGCACGUUGCAAAUCUCGAAUACAGUAAUGCGAUCACCUGCAAUAAGUUGAGCUUGGGAGGUUGGGAUCUCGACGCCGGUAAUGAAUGGGAAGGCAAGCACACAAUGGUCACAGGAGGUUACCAACAAGUUCCUCGAGGUCUACUCAAUUUCCCACGACUACUGGAUGUGAAGAAAAGAAGUGCAGUGGAACGUAUUGUCUACAAUCCUCAUCCUACCAUUGCCUCUUCUAGGAUUGACUGUGAGAAUGGCGAGUCAAUCGAGGCAGAUUACAUCGUUUCCACUAUCCCGCUGGGUGUUUUGAAGCAAAACAAGAUUGAAUUCGAACCAGAACUACCUUCAUGGAAGACUGGUGCAAUUCAGCGGAUCGGUUAUGGGAUCCUUAACAAAAUUAUCCUGGUCUACAAAGAGCCUUUUUGGGACGAAGGCCGAGAUAUCUUUGGAACUCUGCGUAAUCCACCCAACAAAUUCAGUCUAGAUCAAGGAGAAUAUUUCACACAUAGAGGAAGAUUUUUCCAGUGGUUUAACUGCACAAAGACAUCCGGCAUGCCAACUUUACUAGCUCUCAUGGCGGGCGACGCAGCGUUUCACACGGAGAAGACCUCAAACGAAGAAUUAAUAUGUGAGGCUACAAGAGUUCUACGAGGUGUUUUCGGUGAUCACAUUCCUAUGCCUGUAGAGUCGAUUGUGACUCGUUGGGGCAAAGACCAAUUUUCCCGUGGCAGUUACUCUUACACUGGGCCAAAUUUCCAAAGUGAUGAUUACGGAGUCAUGGCAAAGCCUAUUGGUAACCUAUUCUUCGGUGGAGAGCAUACUUGUGGUACACAUCCAGCUACCGUUCAUGGAGCUUACAUCUCGGGUCUUAGGGCAGCCUCGGAGGUAUUGGAAUCUAUCAUCGGACCAAUAGAAGUUCCGGAGAAUUUCAUUCCACCCAAGGAAUCGGCAUCAAAGAGAAAAGCUGAGGCCAUUGAAGUUCCUAAGGAUCCAAAACAGGCGCGUCUUGAGGCAUAUGAAAGUGAGAUAUGGAAUGCGAUAUACGCAAAGCUCGGUGAUCGACCUUGGAAGCCUGCAAAGAAUCACUCCAAUUCCUACCAAAUGUACAGUAAGGAUACAUGGGAGGAAGCUAAAAGAAAAUGCGAGGAAGGCCGAAGGCCAGGGAAAGGUAAACCAAUUACCAACGAAGUUAAGAAAAUGAUCACGAAAAUGUGGAAUGAAGCUCCAGAGAAUGUAAAGAAACCUUAUGUUGACAGGGCUUUCGAACGAAAACGAAUCUAUCAGGAAGCUGUUGCGGAUUAUAAUGUGAAAUCGGCGAAAUGGGAUAAAGACGCUUGGGAUUUCAGAGUACAGUAUGAAAAGGAUAACCCUAGUCUACCAGGUCCAGACGAGGACAUUGGGAGCCCUUGGAGACGUGAUAGAAAAGCAAAGAGGAACGCAAGUGGUUAUGCUGAAGAUUCCGGUUCGGAACUGGAUUUGUAAGAUGGAUUCCUGGUUUUGCAUUGCAUUGGCAUUGUACAAUAAGUAGGUGUGAUGAUUCAUCACAAUGGAGUUAUUACAUUGGCUUGGAGCACUUCCAACGGGGUGGAUGGCUAACUUCUGGCGUAUGGACGGAUGGGACUUGAACCAAACUUGAGGAUGGUAAAUGAAUUGGUUGCAUAUAGCUGGUUUUCCUUGCUUGAGUCUUGUCGGGCUCAAUGUUGUAUUUACGCCAGAAAUAGCAUAUACAUAAUUAUACAAAUCAUGUAAA